This is a messenger RNA of Pseudo-nitzschia multistriata, 1099 nucleotides long. NCBI's taxonomy places the organism in Eukaryota, Bacillariophyta, Bacillariophyceae, Bacillariales, Bacillariaceae. The record is from the annotation of a GenBank genome assembly.
CGCUGUCCGCACCAAGAUUCUCCUUGUCUUUGUCUCGAUCGUUUAGCAGUCUUGUUCUCACAUCUCCUCACAACCCAUACCAAUCCUCUAACAGAAAGAAAAACAAGAUGAAGUUCCAAACCUCUGUUCUUUCCGUCCUUGCUUUCUCCGGAUACGCAUCGGCUUUCAGCCCUGCCCCUAGAGGAGCCCUCUCCACCGCUCUUGCUGCCUACGGCCUUGAAACCAAAGGAGAAGCUGGUACCGAAUCUUUCCGACUGGGAUUCACCGAGUCCGAUAAGGCCAUCUCCCCAUGGCACGACAUCCCUCUUAAGGGAGAAACCGAGGGAACCUACAACAUGGUUGUUGAGAUCCCCAAGAUGACCAAGGCCAAAAUGGAGGUUGCCACCAAGGAAGAAUCCAACCCCAUCGCCCAGGACAUCAAGAAGGGAGUCCUUCGUGAUUACCACGGACCUAUCUUCUGGAACUACGGUACGUGUUUUUCCUUUGAUUGCGACCAAUGUAACGAAAUCGAGAAAACAAACAUGCGGUGAAAAUCCUGCAGUUUUUUUGGUCGCAAACUCAUGAAAAUCUUUCUGUUGUUUGUGCGACCAAUGCUUCGAUCGAUUUUACAUUUUUUUUACGAAACAGGAUGCCUUCCCCAGACAUGGGAAGAUCCCAACGUCGAACACCCCGAACUCAAGUGCUUCGGUGAUGACGAUCCUAUCGAUGUUGUCGAAAUCGGAGGAUCUGCCCUCGCAAUGGGAACCGUGAAGGAAGUCAAGCCCCUUGGUGUCUUGGCCAUGAUCGAUGAUGGUGAAUUGGACUGGAAGGUUGUUGCCGUUGCUAUUGAUGAUCCUCUUGCCGAAGAAUACAAUGACAUCGAUGAUGUUCCUGCUGCCGUCAAGGACGGAAUCCGCGAAUGGUUCCGAUGGUACAAGACCCCUGAUGACAAGCCUCUCAACUCCUUCGGAUUCGACGAAAAGUUCUUGGAUGUUGCUUACACAAAGGAAGUUAUCGAAGAGACCAAUGCCGCAUGGAAGAAGUUGAAGGAAGACGGAAGUGAGAAGUUGUGGUUGAACUAAGUGCUAGAGUAGACCACAAAUAAAUAUUUUAAUGACCU